Habropoda laboriosa is the source of this 522-nucleotide messenger RNA. RefSeq names its product peptidyl-tRNA hydrolase 2, mitochondrial-like. Bases 1 to 522 code for a protein of 173 amino acids. Lineage: Eukaryota; Metazoa; Arthropoda; Insecta; Hymenoptera; Apidae. The record is from RefSeq and is a predicted model, not a curated record. Gene Ontology annotation, molecular function: peptidyl-tRNA hydrolase activity. The transcript is spliced from 3 exons. Gene Ontology annotation, cellular component: mitochondrion; cytosol.
AUGAAUACUUUUCAAAUAUUUUUGGAAAGUGUUACAGAUGGAAAAGUAGGAUUUACUAUUGGAGUAAUAAUCGGAUAUUGUUUAUAUAAAAUAAUGGCAAUAAUAGCCAAAAAGAAAUUGCAGUCUUCUAAUGAUUCUAAUGAAACUUCAAAUAAUAUAGUAAAUAAAUAUGACAAUUAUAAACUUAUUUUAGUAAUUAGAACUGACUUAAAAAUGGGAAAAGGAAAAGUAGCAGCUCAAUGUGCUCAUGCUGCAGUUGCAGCUUAUAAGGCAGCUAAAAAGCAUACUAAAAUUCUACAAGCUUGGGAAGAAUGUGGACAAGCCAAAAUUACUGUGAAGGUGGAGAGUGAACAUGCCUUGAAAGAAGUAGCUAAACAAGCCAGAGCAAUUGGACUUCUGGCAAAUAUAGUACAGGAUGCUGGACGUACACAAGUAACACCAGGAAGUAAAACAGUAUGUGCAAUUGGUCCAGGUCCAGCUCCACUGAUAGAUCAAGUAACUGGAUAUUUAAAAUUGUUUUGA